AUGGGCCAUCUCAUCGCAUCUACACCUCAUCGGCCCUCGAAAUUCCCAUUCUCGACACACAACCUGCUUCGAGAAGUUGCUAAAUACCAAUACCUGAUGAGCACUAUUGAUAGGAUCUUGGGCAACAUAUAUGUGGGGUCGGUGCAACCUAUUAUAGACCAUGUCCCGCUGAGAACCGACUACAACAUCUCGCAUAUCCUGUCUGUAAUGAAGUUCGAGGUACUGCCCGAAUAUCUGGUCAGAAAGAGCUAUACACUAAAGAAUGUUGCUAUCGAUGACGACGAAACUACUGAUAUACUGCAAUACAUUGACGAAACGAACAGAUUCAUCGACUCCUGUCUGUUUCCCCACGAACCCGAGUAUGAUCCUCGAAAAGUGGACUUCAGGAAGAAGCCUCAACAAGGGGGCGUAUACGUCCAUUGUCACGCGGGUGUAUCGCGGUCGGUAACAUUCAUUGUGGCGUAUUUGAUGUACCGGUACAGACUAAAUCUAAAGUCCGCACUCUACGCUGUGAAAAGAAAGCAUCCAGGCGCCCAGCCAAAUGAUAACUUCAUGGAACAACUAAAGAUUUACCAGGACAUGGGAUCCUACCAUGUUGACAUCGACAAUCAGGCAUACAAGGUCUGGAAGCUCACCAAUUCGGUGAAAGAAGACGGCACAGGAGAAAACAUCUUAGCUCAAGAAGACACUUUUAAGCACAACGACCAAAAGAGACUUCAGGAAAUGACCCCCGAAGAACUUUCUGCAGUCACAGUUAUACGCUGCAAAAAAUGCCGACAAAAGCUAGCUCUUUCGACUUCCUUCAUACAGCACGAGCCUCCUAGCAAAGAAUCGACUGAAGGUCAUUUUAUUAGAAGAGCGGCAGGGGGCAGAAGGAUUAUUGGUAUCCAACAGUCGCAAGAUUCGUGUUCUCAUUUUUUUGUCGAACCUCUCAACUGGAUGAAGGACGAGUUGCAAGGCAAGCAGGAGCUGGAGGGGAAGUUCUCGUGCCCUGGUUGCUCAUCGAAAGUUGGCGGGUAUAAUUGGAAAGGUUCAAGAUGCAGUUGCGGGAAGUGGAUGGUACCUGCGAUUCAUCUUCAAAAUGCGAAAGUUGACCAGAUCGCGUUCGCAAAGAAAGCCUUGCCCAAUAUGGUGGGCUCAGAACUGACAAAAGAGUAG
Molecule: messenger RNA, 1158 nt
Organism: Lachancea thermotolerans CBS 6340
Lineage: Eukaryota; Fungi; Ascomycota; Saccharomycetes; Saccharomycetales; Saccharomycetaceae
Gene: YVH1
Product: tyrosine protein phosphatase YVH1
Exons: 1
Coding region: 1-1158 (385 amino acids)
Biological process (GO): protein dephosphorylation
Cellular component (GO): nucleus
Molecular function (GO): protein tyrosine/serine/threonine phosphatase activity
Source: RefSeq, a predicted model, not a curated record